Messenger RNA from Galleria mellonella (greater wax moth), 4911 nucleotides. RefSeq names its product proton-coupled amino acid transporter-like protein CG1139. Gene Ontology annotation, cellular component: vacuolar membrane. Lineage: Eukaryota; Metazoa; Arthropoda; Insecta; Lepidoptera; Pyralidae. Gene Ontology annotation, molecular function: amino acid transmembrane transporter activity. The transcript has 10 exons. Gene Ontology annotation, biological process: amino acid transmembrane transport. The coding region runs from base 126 to 1565 and encodes 479 amino acids. The record is from RefSeq and is a predicted model, not a curated record.
GUUUGUCAAAUCAGUCGACUCUCAAAUGUCUUAUAAACAUCACUAAAUAUAUUUUUGUUUUUUUUUUUUAAUUUGUGAGUGUGUAUAUAUAUUUUUUUUAUUUAUCAAUAGAGAUAAUUUGAAAAAUGGAAAAGGACGACAAUAUAACGAAGGAAGGACGAGAUAAUUUCAAUUCCACGGCUGAAUUAACAAGUAAUCCCGGGUUCCAAUCAUCACUGAGUAUAACAUCGAAAACCGAUGAAAAACUAUAUAAUCCUUUUGAACAUCGCAAUCUGGAGCAUCCUAAUACGGUUUUUGGAUCUAUUCUACAUCUUUUGAAAGCAUGCCUCGGCUCCGGGAUCCUGGCGAUGCCAGCUGCCUUCAAGAAUUGUGGUCUGAUAGCUGGCUCAAUAGGAACACUCUUGGCAGGUCUUGUUUGCAUUCACACAAUCCACAUAUUCGUUAAAGCAUCUCAAAAUAUUUGCAUCGACGCGAAGAAGCCUUCGAUGAGUUUUGCUGAAACUUGUGGCGCUGUGUUCACCUACGGUCCAAAAAGUGUACAAAGUUGGGGAGGAUUUGUCAAAACCCUAGUAGACUAUUCAAUGGCGUUAACAUACAUUAGUGUAUUGUGUGUUUAUAUUGUUUUCAUUGGAUCGUCCUUCAAAGAGGUAUUGGACGUAGCCCUGCCAGAGUACCAAUUGUCUAUACAGAUGUACUGCUUCAUGACCCUGCCGCUUCUACUCAUAAUCUGUCAGAUACGGAACCUCAAGUACUUGGUGCCAUUUUCAGCAAUCGCCAACAUUAUGAUUUUGGUGGUUUUUGCUAUUACUAUGUACUAUAUGUUCGUUGACCUCCCUCCAUUGAGUGAGAGGGAAAUGGUUGCUGAUAUUUCACAGUGGCCAUUAUUUUUAGGUAACACUGUGAUUUUUGCUAUGGAGGGAAUUGGCGUGGUGAUGCCAGUGGAAAACGAGAUGGCAAACCCGCAAAAGUUCCUCGGGUGCCCUGGAGUGCUGAAUAUUUCCAUGGUGAUCGUUAUAAUUCUGUAUGCCAUCUUCGGAUUCUUUGGCUAUCUUCAGUUUGGAGACGACGUUAAAGGCAGUAUCACAUUAAAUCUUCCCCAAAAUUCUAUUAUCGCAAAAAGUGCCACACUAUUGAUGGCGGUAGUCAUAUUCCUGUCCUUCGCACUACAAUUCUAUGUUCCUAUGGAGAUGAUCACGAGGCUUCUUAAAAAGAGAAAGUCAGACAGCUAUGAGAAUGUCAUACAAAUCGCCAUAAGAGUAACUAUUGUUACUAUCACUGUUGCCAUCGCAGCAGCAUUCCCGAAUCUAGAAUUGGUAAUCAGUUUCGUUGGAGCGGUAUUCUUUUCAACUCUCGGCCUUUUCAUUCCAGCGGUGGUCGACACUGUAUACCAUUGGGAUAGGGGUCUUGGGAAAUUCAAUUAUAUUCUUUGGAAGAAUGCUGUAAUAGCUGUAGUAUCAAUUAUUGCUUUAGUGUCGGGCGCUUACGUGUCUAUAGUUGGUAUGAUAGAUGAGUUUUCUGGUGAUCACGACAUCGGUCUUCUAAAUAAUACGUUAUCAUAUACGUAAUAAAGUAUUAUAUUGUUUAAAAUAGGUUAAUUUUAUUUUUAUAAAUAUAUAGAAGAGCAUAUUUUAAAUACACAGUCGGGACUUAAGGAGACAAAAACAUGUGAUUAUCUGUUUAAAGGAAGUAUGAAUACCGUAAUGCGAAUGCGGUAUGUAGGGUGGAUCUAGAUAAUGAUACUGACAAUAUGAGGGUACUCGUAUGCGAAAAGAUUGCGCGAGCUGUUAAACGAAGACGCCGCUCACUUCAGUCCUGUCGUGACCACGACGUGGUGCAGUCCACGUCGAAACGUUGGCAAUAAGGAGCAGGUAUGUAGGUACUAUUUACCUACAAAAGCUGUUUCCUCGCGUUAAAUUCCGAUUGCGUAUUUAAAAUAUGUUUAAAACAACUCGAAAGUUUGAAAUUAACUAUAUGCUAGAGCAGUUUUUAUUAUGUCCAUAUUUAUUAUUUUCCCUAAAAAUUUUAAUUGACUCUUGUUGGAUUGGAUUUAUUGGACCAUUCUGUACAUUCAAAUUAAGCAAGCUGUUUUGUUGCAAUGGUAAAAAAAGAAUUAUAUAUACCACUUUUAGAUAGACGCAUUAAGAUAAAACAUCCACCAGCUUUUAAGUUAAAUUUUCUAGGACAUAACCAAGAAAAUCACAUCCAGUUUGAUGCAGGAGUUUUUGCGUUACGACGAAACAAAAAUAUCUACACACUGAAAGACUUUCCUAGUGACAAUUUUAUUAUAUUAUAUUUAUUUAUUUAUUUAUUCAUUAUCACAAAUAUGUGUACAUGGCGGACUUAAUGCUGAAAGCAUUCUCUCCCAGUCAACCAUAGGAAAGUGUCAGAAUACUCGAAUGCGGUACUAGUAAUUAUUGAUAUACAUACAUACUAAUAUUACAUAUAUAAUCGAAUAAACAUAUAUGAAUAACAAAUAUAUUUACACAUAUAUGAUAUAUACUAUAUUAUACACGAAUUUGAGAAUAAUAUAAAGUACUUCUGCUCGGAUAAAGAUAAAAAGUGAGCGUGAACGCUUUUUUUGAAAGACGGUUUAGUCGGUAGUCUUUUAAUGGCGUCAUAAUUAUAAUUGUAUAUAUAAAUAAUAUAGAUUAAUUAACAUGUAUUAGUUAACUAGAUAAAUAGUUAAUUAUAAUAUAAUAUGCUCGUAUAAAAUUACCACCAUCACUCCGUCUUAAUUGUCAAUUAAAACUUGAUUGAGCUUAGUGCGAUUCCAUUGGAGCUUUAACCGAUUUACUGAUACUUGAAUAAUUUACGCGAAAUUUAGUCGCUAUCAAAAUUAAUUUUGACUUAAAUGUAUAAUUUAUUACUUAUGUCUGAUACGCCAGACGCUGUAGACUUCUAGGGUUUAUUUUGGUAAGAUAACCUUACACUGUCUAGCGUACCCGUUAUUUUUAUACACGAGUGCUGGAGUACUCCAUGUACCUUUAUAUGUAUAUACAAACAACUGUAAUUUAUUAUACAAAAAGCAAUUACUAAAACUAUAUUAUGAAUCUAUAGAUCUAUAUUAAUGACUUUAACUCAGCCAUAAAAUUAAUAUUUUAAUAUUAAUUUUAGCACACUCAGAGACUCAUAUCUGAUACUCUAAACCAGUGUUUCCAAACUUAUUUACGACGUGACCCCCUUAGUAUGUAAUAUUUUAUGACAUUGGUUUUUUAAAAGGGGGCUCUUGAAAAGGAGGGUAAAGAGGUUUCUUUAGAGUCGGCAACGUGCGCGUAAUACCUCUGGUAAUGCACGCGUUCAUAGACUACGGUAACCGCUUAACAUCAGGUGCGCCACAUUGUUUGCCACCUCAGUGGUAUAAAAAAAUAUAUCCUCCACAGUUCAUCAUCCUACCUGUAUGUAUUUUAUUAUAUUACAAAAAUAUACAUUUUAAUUUAUUUUAAUAGAUGUCGGUUAAAUACAAUAAAUAAUUUAUACUGAAGUAAAGCAGACAUUGAUUACGUUGCGAAACAUCUCCAUAGAAAAGAUUGGCUAGAUAAGCUAGGGUAGGUAGGCUAACAUAAAUGUUAUAUAUGUCUUAUAUUAUGGGAUUAUGCAAUAGAUUUAUAAAAAUUAUAAUUUGAAAGUGCUUGUAAACAAGUCUAUUUAAAAAAAGGAUGACUUCAAUUUGAAUUUGAUUCUUAUAAAAAUAUCUUUGUGAACGUUAUUUGUUUUCUUACGACUUCGCAACUUUCCGUAACCCCCUUAUAUAGGCUUAGGGACCUCCCAGUGAAUCGCGACCCACAGUUUGAAUAACACUGCUCUACCAAAUAAGUUACGCCCAUGGAAUUUUACUAUUUCUAUAUCUAGUUACUAGAUAAAAGACAUAAAGAUCUUUACUUACAAAACGCAACUUUGUUUGUGUACAGAUUUUUUGCUUUGCAAAUACUAUAAAAGACUAGGCGUAAAUAAAAUAAUAAUAAAAUAAAAUAGUAAUUUAUACCUGAAAUUCAUAGUCGUCCGUUUCUUCAUCAGAUAUGAAAAAAAUAUUUAGGAGAUUUAUUUCAUAUUCAUCAUAUAAAUCAUCAGUUAUGUUUAUUUAAUUCUUUAUCUCUCUUUAUUUUUUUUAUUUUAUGGUCCAGCUUUAUAGUCUAUAUAUAUAUAUAUAGAAUUUAUUUUCACGCCAAUCAUUUAACAACUGACAGCCAUCGAAACAAUAAUAAAAUUACAUCAUUAUCUGUGUAUAUAUACAAAAACAAUUUAAAAAUUGUUUAGUAUAAUAUUUACUUAUAUAGUAACUUCAUUAAAAUCUUUUGUAAAACAUUUCGUCAAAUAUUUACUAAAAAAAAAAUUAGGGAAGUCAUUCAUCAUCAUAUCAGCCUUAAACUGUCCACUGCUGAACAUAAGCCUCCCCUAGGAGGGUAUUGCCAGUAGUUGCCAGACUUGGCAGGCGGAUUGGAAACCACAGUUAGGUUUUGGAGAUGUUUUAAAAGAGACGCUGCUGCCCAUCCCUCGCGCACCCUUAAUCAGCUCCUACGACACCACAGGAAAGCAAGGGGUGAUAUAUUCUUUGCUGGGACCACACGAGACGUUAGAAGACUAUUUAUAAUUAAUUAUUAGUAUUAUAAUUAUUAUCUAAAUUAAUAUAAGAUAUUAUUUUGUUGUUUAUUGUUUUUUGUUUAUUGUCUAAAUUAUUAUAAAAUUGUUUUUAAUUAUUUAAUGAUAUAAAUGGGUUGUUACAUCAAUAAAAUAUAUAAUAAUACUUUGGCAGCUUGCGCUAAUUUAAAAUUAAUUACAAUAGUUUAGAAUAAUAGAUGCGUUUCCUAAAAAAAAAUAUUAAUAUUUAUAAAAAUAGCAAUAAUGACUUAUAUGUUGUAUUAUAUGUGUGCUGUAUUAUAGCUAUAACUUUAAUUUUGUAAAUAUUAAUUUAUU